Messenger RNA from Fonsecaea multimorphosa CBS 102226, 1314 nucleotides. RefSeq lists its product as uncharacterized. Gene Ontology annotation, cellular component: cytosol; centrosome; nucleoplasm. The record is from RefSeq and is a predicted model, not a curated record. The transcript has a single exon. Lineage: Eukaryota; Fungi; Ascomycota; Eurotiomycetes; Chaetothyriales; Herpotrichiellaceae. The coding region runs from base 1 to 1314 and encodes 437 amino acids.
AUGGACAGAGGUGAUAUCCUGGAUGUUUUGUCAUCUGAGCCGGAGAACGAGCGUCCCCAGACUAGGGUCCUUCGCCGACAAGCUCACUCCAUCAUCUCUGACAUCCCGUCCGAUGUAGACCAAGAAGGUCUUCCAACAGCGCUCCUCGAGCUUCUUACACAGAUCAUCAAGCCGCUCUUUACCAACACGAAACACCCCCAGCUGACAUCCACGGGCCGCAAAUCUCUCGUUCCAGGACCGCCACCAUCGAUAGCAACAUCGCGUUUCCUCUCACCGCUAGACGACGAUGAGCAAGAAGCGAUCCAGAAACCAUGGAAGAGAACGCCCUUCACAGUACCCUUGCUGAAAUACAUCUUGCAAAGUUAUGCACUUCUCCCCAAACCGGCGCAGAAAUCUACCAUAGAAUCCCACUUCCACUUCCUCGUCCCACCUGUUCUCAACAUGAUCGACGACGCUUCGGCCCAGUACAAAUCCGACGGUUGCCUUUUACUGCGCCUGCUUUGUACGACGUUAAUCUCCGCCCAAAGCGACAUGCUACGACGUACUGGAUUGACGGACGUGUUCGUCGACGCGCUCAAGACGAAUUUCCUGCUGCUGCCCACCUUGACCCCGGAGGAAGACAGCUUGCUGAUCUUGAGGGAGCUCUACCCGGCCUACUUGGCGCUUGUGGAUGCGAGGUUUGUCAACUUGCAAGUCGCCAUGACCGAAGGGGUCGACAUCUCCACGGGCAAGAAGACAGACGCCGGAGGAGCGACUUGGACCAUAGGCGAGGACUUUACGCUCCGGGAAGCCCUGCUCACCAAGCUCUACAGACACGGCAUCAUGGCUUCGCUAUCCCACCUGUCCUCCUCUACGAGUUCAUUCUCAAACACAAUCUCUGCCCCACUAACAACGUUCCUGCUCAAGCAGAUCCCACCGGUAUUUAGACGACUAAACAUCCACGCCGUCAAGCAUCUCCAGACCCUGCUACCGAUGAUGCGGGUGGCCUUGAUGGACCCGUUCGUCCUCGCGGCGCCGGAGAUGGCGCUUGCCUCGCUAAAUGUUCUGGCGGUGGUGGUCCAACGGUGCUCAGAGCGGGUCCGGGAUAAGUGGUGGCCGGAGAUUCUGAGGGCUUGUGUGGCAUGCUGGUGUAAUUGUUUGGACGAAAAGGAAGGCGCGAAUGAAGGGGCUGCGACGGCGUUGCAGGAGGUCAUGGACAGAGCCAAGGGGGUGGUGGAGUUGUUGCAGGAUGCACUGGGAGAGGAGGAGUGGGAAGAUGUCAAGGCGAAAUUGCUGCAAGAGGAGAAAGAUUUGAUCGGGCUGUUUGAGGAUUAG